AUGAGCAGAAUGCCUCGCCCAAUGGGCCAUAUGCCGGACAUGACAGUUGCCAUCGGGUAUCUCAAAGCCGGAAUUGAAGACGCUAUUGCCGAAGAUGCAUUGGCCAGAGUCUCCAGUCAAGACGUCGGUCAAAUACAUGCAUUGUUCACACGCUCAGAGAUCUCGCCGCCUGUUUGCAGUGCCAUGAUAUCCCAGCUGGGAAAUGCGUGCGGUGCUCUCGGUCCGGCUUUUGCGAGCUUGACACAGAAGGGCGUUGAGUUGAUGCAAAAGUAUUCGGGUCUCGGUUUUGGACAGCAGAUACUCUGGAUCCGGGCCGAUCUUCGCAUACGAGAGACCAUGUACGCCCAGGAUGAUCGCGUUGUACGGGCCACGAAUGCUUUCAACAACGUGAACAACGACGCUGMCUUCCAAGCCAUCGUUCAUCGCAUGCAGAUAAACUACAGCCAGAUCCAGUACCUGAAGCUCGUCGAAUCAGAGCUUACAGUCUUGCUGCAACCGCAACUGCCAGCCAGUGCAGCGCAAGUGCCUGCUCGGCCAGCUUUACGCGCCGUCUCCGUCGCAAAUGCAGCCUCUGAGCAGAUCGAAUCAUUCAAUCGGCACGUCAAUGAGCUUAGGUCCAUAAGCUUAAUGGAUAGUCGAAGAACAGACGUGCCGACACAAACCCCCGCAUCGCAGGUUCCCAAAACAACACAGCUCCCGGCUGCAAUGCCUGCAAGAUUGCACUCGUCGCCUCGAGCACCGCUGCAGUCAGUCCCUGCAAAUGAAGCCAUUCGAAAUGAGCCGCAACACCCCAAACGAAAGCGAGUAAGCCCAAAGCGGAUCGUAAACCCCGAGAUUGUGCCAUCAGAUGGCGAUGCUUCCGAAGACGAACAGGAGCUACAAGGGCAACUCGAGGCUUUACAAUCGAAGAUUGCUGCCAUCCGUGCCCGCACCGCUCACGAAGAUGACAUUGUGCCUCUUAAGAAGGUAAAAAUGAAUCUCAAGAACGCCCCUCAUGUCACUGCGAAGCCAAACAUCAAUACGCCCACCCGGGACAUGAAAGGGCCGCCUCCUACCUUUGCCGUCUCACUGGCUGAGGAUCCGUUCAAGCCUCCACGAAGCUCCCAAGAUGUUCGAAAUCUACCGCCGAGAGCCACUUUGCCAAUAAUGAAGAGUGAAAAUGGAUCUCACGCCAUCCGGAAACUCGCUCCCACGCCGACGUUGUCAACUGCCGCACCGAUGUCAACAUGCGGUGUUGUGGACUUGACCUCGAGUCCCCCGAUCCAGCAGGUGCAGAUGCCAGCGUCUGUGCCUACAAGCGUCGAGCCAGUUCUGUGCGCAGAGCAGCAAAAAGUUGUAGACCUCAUCCUGGCCGGCAAGAAUGUAUUCUACACGGGCUCCGCUGGCUGCGGAAAGUCGACGGUCCUGAAAUCAUUUGUUCCCAAGCUCCGCGACCUUGGAAAGUGCGUGAGGAUUGUUGCACCCACUGGCAAGGCAGCGCUCGAUAUUAAUGGAUCAACCACAUGGACAUAUGCUGGCUGGACACCCUCGCAUAUGAAGCAGCCGCUGAGUGAUCUCAUCAAAGCAGCACAUGGGAGAUUCGUUCGACGUCGGUUCAACGACACAGAUGUCCUAGUUAUUGACGAGAUUAGCAUGGUUGAAAAUCAUCUGCUUCGACGCCUAGACGCYGUCAUGAAGGAGGCCCGCGGCAGUACCAAGGCCUUCGGUGGAGUGCAAUUGGUCGUCACGGGGGAUUUUUGCCAGCUUCCUCCUGUCAAACCAUUCCAAUUCUGCAUACACUGUGGCAAAGAGCAGACACAGCGCGUCGUGGCCGGAAAGGUUGUUUAUCGAUGUCCGCAGCACGGCGACAGCAGAGACGAAGAUAAGUGGGCGUUCCGGUCCCCGGUCUGGAAGGAAUGCAACUUCCAACACAUCAAUCUUUCGAAGAUUCAUCGCCAGAAAGAUGAGGUCUUUAUCAAAAUCUUACAAAAGCUGAGAUUGGGGACGUUCUUGUCGCACGAAGACCGUACCCUUUUGUUGAAUCAUCCGUGCGAUGUGACUAAUGCCGUGAAGCUGUUCCCGCGGAGGGCGGAGGUCAAACGUAUCAAUGAUACCGAGUUCGAUCGACUUACGACCCCAAAACACGGCUUUACCUGCCUCGACUUCUUUGCUUGGAACGAGGUCCAUAGGAAUUUACAGUCCAAGGGAAUCCGCAACAGCUUUGACGAUUCGCUCGAGGCGCUUCGCGAACACCGAUUGGAGAACCGCGUAGAAUACAAAAUCGGAAUGCUAGUAGUGCUUCUCGUAAAUCUCGACAUCACUGCCGGCCUGGUCAACGGGAGUCAGGGUCGGAUCGUUGGGUUCGAACCAUACGAUCCAUCGAAGCUUCCGAAAGCUACGGUCUUUGAAGGCAGCAAAACUGUGUCCUCCCAGCGAAAGCCAGGACGCUCAAGCUCCGGACGCUUCGCAUCCAGCCAGAGACGGGGCAGAGAUAGCUCGAUGGAGCCCGAACCUAUCGUAAUGGGCGAGCUGCGAGGGGAGCAUGCACUUCUUAGAGAAGGUCAGAUACGCCAUUUUCUAGAACGACCGUGCAAUCCCUCCAAGCACUGGCCCAUUGUCGAGUUCGACAACGGUAUUACGAGAACGAUCUUCGCGGACUGCCAAGUGAACGAACUUGGAGACGAGAAACCGUACACCUUGCUUGCGAGGACUCAAAUCCCUCUGACCGCGGCGUGGGCAAUGACUAUCCAUAAGUCGCAAGGAAUGACAAUAAACAAAGUGAUUGUAGACCUUGGYAGCAGCUUUGAGGAGGGCCAAGAGUAUGUUGCACUGUCGAGAGCCAGACGUUUGGACGGCUUGAAGGUUGUCAGCUUGGGGGCUGGUGUUGGCAAAGGGGGAAACGAGCAGGUUCGGCAAUUCAUUUGGGACAAGUUCAAGAUAGGAUGA
Ramularia collo-cygni is the source of this 2925-nucleotide messenger RNA. RefSeq lists its product as uncharacterized. The record is from RefSeq and is a predicted model, not a curated record. The transcript has 5 exons. Gene Ontology annotation, molecular function: DNA helicase activity. The coding region runs from base 1 to 2925 and encodes 974 amino acids. Lineage: Eukaryota; Fungi; Ascomycota; Dothideomycetes; Mycosphaerellales; Mycosphaerellaceae. Gene Ontology annotation, biological process: telomere maintenance; DNA repair.